Messenger RNA from Setaria italica (foxtail millet), 698 nucleotides. RefSeq names its product late embryogenesis abundant protein Lea14-A. The transcript has a single exon. NCBI's taxonomy places the organism in Eukaryota, Viridiplantae, Streptophyta, Magnoliopsida, Poales, Poaceae. Gene Ontology annotation, biological process: response to desiccation. Gene Ontology annotation, cellular component: cytosol. The coding region runs from base 104 to 559 and encodes 151 amino acids. The record is from RefSeq and is a predicted model, not a curated record.
GCUAGCAUCGUGCGUCGUCGUCUCCGGUGACUAGCUUGCAAGCGAUCGUACGUAGUAGGAGCGCUGCUCAGGUAGCUAUAGCAAAGAGCAAGGGUUAGCCGCAAUGGCGAAGCUGGUGGACAAGGCGAAGGGGUUCGUGGCCGACAAGGUGGCGAAGGUCGAGAAGCCGGAGGCGGAGCUCGCCGACCUGUCGGUGGGCCACGUGGGCCGCGACGGCGCGACCCUCGCCGGGCGCAUCGACGUGCGCAACCCCUACUCGCACGCGAUCCCGGUGUGCGAGAUCAGCUACUCGCUGAGGAGCGCGGGGCGGGAGGUGGCGUCGGGGAAGAUGCCCGACCCGGGGUCCCUCAUCGCCAGGGACACCACGCGCCUCGACGUGCCCGUGAAGGUGCCCUACGACUUCCUCGUCAGCCUCGUCAGGGACGCGGGGAGGGACUGGGACAUCGACUACGAGAUGCGCGUCGGGCUCACCGUCGACCUCCCCGUCGUCGGCAACCUCACGCUGCCGCUCACCAAGUCCGGCGAGCUCAAGCUCCCGACGCUCUCCACCAUCUUCUAGGAGAUGGGUCAUCCGAUGAAUCUCGAUCGAUGAAUAAAUAGCGUGUGUGUGAAAGUACAGCAGCCUUCAGCAGUAUGUAUGUUGGCUCUGCCAACUAAAAUAAUGUCUAUUAUCGAAGUUGAGAGGGUUUAUUGUUAAA